ACAGAGAAAAACUCCUCAAGAAAUUCCAGUUUCUUUUUCUUCUUCUUCUUUUUCUUCAGUAAUGGCGUAUUUUUUGUUAACCCUAGCACUACUAAUCUCAUUGAUUCAAGUAGCAGAACCAGCAGUAAUUCAAUCAGAACUAGUAACAAAAGCGAUCAGAAUUCUUUCGGAUUCAGGCUACGAAUCCAUGUCAUUAACACUUGACCUCGUUUCUCAAACUUCGGCAUUUCCAUCAUCAUCAUCAGCACUUACUAUCUUUGCUCCUUCUGAUACUGCGUUUGUCAAUUCGGGACAACCUAGUUUGAAUCUUUUCCAGUAUCAUAUCUCACCAUUAAAAUACUCAAUUCAAACCCUAAAAUCACUUCCUUAUGGUACUAGAAUUCCUACUUUGUUCCCAAAUCAGAGUUUGGUGGUUUCUAGUUUUGAGAAUGGAGGCAAAAUUUCAGUAAACGGUGUUAGAAUCAAUGAAUCUGCUAUUAUAGAUUAUGGAUCUUUGUCGAUUUUCGCUACUGAUGGUUUCUUUGAUCCAUUUUAUCAAACUACUCAUGGAUGCCGGUUCUAUCCUGACGAUGAUUAUUCUGAAUUUGAUACUGAAAUUGCUAAUGCUUCAAAGUUUCUGUUAUCAAGAGGUUAUUUUAUAAUGUCUUCGACUCUUGAUCUUCAAUUACGCGGAUUAGUGAAAGAAACUACAGAUCUGACGGUCUUUGCUGUUGCUGAUUCAGUUUUGACGCCGUAUUACAUGAAUUUGAGUCUUGGAUCUGUAUUUCAUCGUCAUUUUCUCCCUUGUAAACUUACUGAGAAUGAUCUUUGGGGUCUUGAAGACGGAACGACUUUACGGACACUGGAUAAAGAUUUUCCGAUCCAAGUUUCGAAAUCUGGAGAGCUACUGUUAUUGAAUGAUGUUCCUAUUGAAGUUUUUGUUUCAAAUAUGUACUUGAGUGAUUCGAUAGUUAUUCAUGGUCUUGACCAGAUAGUUACUUCACUGGAUGAACAACGUCUAAUUGGAGAGGCUCUCUCAAUUGGAGAUGAUGAUCGCAAUAUUGAUUACGACGAGUUUUGGGGAGUUAAAGAUUGAAGUGGUUGGUGAUUCUGAUGCAACGUCUUUGAAGUUCUGGUUUUCUUUUACCAAUUUCAUUGCCUUCAUCUCAGAGAUGAGAUCUCGUCAUGUUCAAAUCACUUCUCGUUGAACUUGGUCGGGAUUAAUAUUGUAAGUAUCUUGUUGCAGUAGAAUCAGAAAUAAGAGUAGUUGUUCUGUUGUCUUAGUAGUAGUAGUUACCUGUUCGCUUAUCGAAAACCGGUCGGUGGUUCUAUGUUUUUUAUGAUACAUGAUAAAUCAUUCCAAACUUUAGUGCUAACUCGUGUAUGCAAUUAUGCAAACGAAAACCGGCUUUUCCAGGAAUAUGAUGAAUGGAUGGGAUUUUUCAGGCCUAAUGC
Papaver somniferum (opium poppy) is the source of this 1434-nucleotide messenger RNA. RefSeq names its product putative fasciclin-like arabinogalactan protein 20. The record is from RefSeq and is a predicted model, not a curated record. The transcript has a single exon. Lineage: Eukaryota; Viridiplantae; Streptophyta; Magnoliopsida; Ranunculales; Papaveraceae. Bases 62 to 1075 code for a protein of 337 amino acids.